Molecule: messenger RNA, 1560 nt
Organism: Asterias rubens (European starfish)
Lineage: Eukaryota; Metazoa; Echinodermata; Asteroidea; Forcipulatida; Asteriidae
Product: coiled-coil domain-containing protein 24-like
Exons: 10
Coding region: 154-1461 (435 amino acids)
Source: RefSeq, a predicted model, not a curated record
UUCAACUCGUCGUCAAUGUACACAAAUUUUGAGGUAAUUUCGGUCUCGUUUUUACUGUCAAAUUUUCAGUUUGGACAAUAAUAAACAAGUGCAAUGCACAGAGAGUCUGCUUGAUGCUCCACUGAUGACAAUCACCGUACGCUAUGGCACUACAUGCACUUUGACCUAGAUGCCAUGGCAAUGACACCACCAUUCGUCAUGGAGGCUUACACACCACCUGAAGCCCUCUGGAGGCUGGUAGAGGAGAACGUUGCUCCAGGAGAGCAGCAAGAAAUCCGAGACAUUCUUGGAAACUCCAUGGUAGAACAGAGUCUUGAACUUCGUAAUGAGGUUGAAGCGUUGCUUGACAUCUGGAGUGAGUAUAGACAAGAGACAGAGUCGCUAGCACCAUCCGUCCCGGUACUCCCUGAACCGCCACUCCUCAGGAAGAGUCUUAAAGGCCAGAUCAGAAUUCUUGUUGAGAGUCUUAAGGAACGAGCAAAGGAGAGUGGAAGAGAUUCCGGACUGAGUCUGUCCAGGCAAAGCAGUAAUGAUAUUCUAGAGUAUGCUCUCGAUGAUAGUCCUAGAGACUGUAGCUCUGCGGGCAGUUUGAGAAGGCCCUCUACAGCCAUGAGUUCAAGGGAUGGACGGGAUACACCAAUGAGAAUGACGCCCUCUAGUGACGGGGAUGAGUUAUCAGCGACAUCAACAAUGAGUGACAGAGUGGAUUCAGUGAAGGAUCAACUUAAUGUGUUGAAAAUUGAUGAAGUUGUACAAGAACUGAGGAGUGCCCUUGAGGAAGAGGUCAGCCAACUCCUACGUGACAUCAGUUUCUUGCAAACUUGUCUUGAGGAUGAAUCAGACUAUAGAGGGCAGUCUAGAAUGGCCAUCCACCCACAAGAACCAUCUCUUCAAGAAUUACGUGCUGAGAAGCAAGCCUUGGAGAAGCAACUUGAAGAAGUGUCGUCGUUUGGCACAAUUAACAUAAUAAAUUCCAUCAAGCCUAAGUCUUCAGUACUAUCGUCCCCCACAAAGAAACUUCCAAGCCCUUUAUUGCCUUCAGGACGAAGCCCAACAAAUAUACGGCCAUCCCCACCACCCUCAGCGAGCAGCAAGGUCCGACAGGGUCCAUUUAAGGUUCCCCAUCCUGGAGGGAGAGUCAGACCCUCAGAAGGUAGCACCGCGAUGAAGAACGGGAAGCGCCCUAGCAGUGGGGGCGACGACAAAUCCACCCAGAGGACUUCAACCAUCAAAACAGGUGCCUCAAACAAAUCAGUUGCGAAGUCUAGAAUUAGUACAUCCAGUGUGAAUCACCAAUCUUCCAAAAGCACUUUACCUCGGAGCUCCAAGGCUCCAGCCUCGCCUCCCCCUCGGCAGUUGAUUCCAUCCCCACCAUCCUCUGCGAGACCCCCUCUUGGUCGACCGAGCUCUGCUCAGCGCUUCAGGACAAGGGUGUUGGACUCCAGACAAGGUGGUUCAUAGUUGAUCAGAUUGGCACAUUGGUGCUUCCCCAUUUCCCACAAUCUAUGUGGCCUAGGUUCGAAUCUCACAUGUGAAUUCACAUUUGUGACUCCAGAAGAA